UAAAUAUUUGUUGCAUUUGGUGGAGGCGGUGCGUAUACGUAACAUUGCGAACUACAGCUUCCUUCCGGUUGAAUGACCAUAUAAAACGCGUCAAUGUUGUUGCCCCCGUUAUAUAUAUAUAUGUAGAAAAAUAGCAGUUGUGAGUGCAUACACAGUGCUUGUGCGAGAAAGUGAGUGAGAAACCUAAGCGAAUAAGCGAAAAGCGUAGGAAGGCAGAUGCAGUGCUAGCUAAGGCAACAAGCAACCUAGAAAAUACGGCGGAAAAGCUAACACACACACACACAUAAAAACUAAAUAUAUAUUAGUCUACACACUUGAAGYAUAUACACGUAUGUACAUGUGUGCCAUAAAAGCCAAGCUAACGAGUGCAAGUAGGAACGAAUAACUGUAUGCGCCACGGUCGUUGCAAGUCAAGAUACAUGCCACAGCCAGCGUCAGGCAGCAAUUGAAAACCGAAAGAAAAGUGAAAUUYUAUUGUAUGCGAAUGUAAAACGGGUCGAGAAAGAAUCGCAAAYGACACACACGCACACAUACACACAGACGGAAAAAUAUUGGUAAAAUUGUCAUUAUAAAUCUAACGUCGCAGACGCUCGGCAAACGAAAAGUCAGGCAAAAAAACAAUAGAAAAGCAGUAAGUGUAAGAAAGUGAGGUGUUGGUGCGACAGUUCGAGCAGUGGCGGCAGCAGACGACAGCAGCUUUUACGCUCAAAGUGCUAUAAAUUAACGUACGACGACCUUAAACGAAGUUCAGACAGCCAAAAGCAAAGGACAGCAGCCGUAGACGCCCACAACUAAGCCGGUUGCAAACGCUGCAGAGACGUUGUGUGUGUGCAGAAGAAGUAGCAGCAGCAUUUUAGCAACAGAUUUACCUUGCAAGCUGGUGUUGCACGAGCGACGGAGCCGCCGACGCCGUUUGUUGACACUCUCACUAAAGAUAAAUCAAUAAGUGGAAAAGUACAAGUGCAACCACGCACRCAUACAUACAUAUAAAGAUAAUACACACACUUGGUGCACAUAUUAAAGUCACAAACACACACAUGCAACGGGUGAGUGGUGUACCCGUGCAGCAGUUUUAAGUGCAAAAGUAGCAGYAGCAGCAAAAUAUUUGAAUUGCUUCGGAAACCAAACGUCCAGGCGCGCCAAAACCAGUCGUCCACUCAGCAAGCCAGCCAGAGAGUGGCCUUCAACACCGCACCGCACCACAUCAACUAAGCAGCAACGUCCACUCUUGUUUUUAAUAGUGUCAAGCAAACGGGCGCCCAGUUGUCGCCAAGCGAGCGAACGACUACUAACCCAGCUAUCUAAGUAGUUGACGCUGCCAGAGUAAAGCAGCAACAACAGCAGCAGCAGCAGCAGCAGCAAUAGCAGUUGUUUUAAUAGUUUUCGAGUAGCAACCGGCAAAAUUCAUUCGCAAAUUAUGCUGGCCAUGUCAACACUGAUGAUGCCAGCUCCCACCAUAGCGAUGGGRGCGCCGCCGCCGAUUACAAUGGGACCACAUAAGCCACCGGAAACGAAACUGCUCGCCAUACAUCCGGCUGCUGUUGCGGCAAAUGGUGCUGGUGGCGUCGGCCAGCAGUCGCAUCUACAGCAUAACGGUCAGCAUCCGCAGUCACAACAGCAACAGCUGCCACCGAAUCAGCAGCAAUCGCAGCAGACGCAGCAACAGCAACAAAUCUCAGCCGGCAAUAAUAACAGCAACAAACCAG
Bactrocera latifrons is the source of this 1706-nucleotide messenger RNA. Its product is annotated as forkhead box protein O-like. The annotation marks the transcript as partial. NCBI's taxonomy places the organism in Eukaryota, Metazoa, Arthropoda, Insecta, Diptera, Tephritidae. The transcript has a single exon. The record is from RefSeq and is a predicted model, not a curated record.